Molecule: messenger RNA, 1254 nt
Organism: Hydractinia symbiolongicarpus
Lineage: Eukaryota; Metazoa; Cnidaria; Hydrozoa; Anthoathecata; Hydractiniidae
Exons: 1
Coding region: 1-1254 (417 amino acids)
Source: RefSeq, a predicted model, not a curated record
AUGGCUAGCCUAGAUGUUGAUUCUUUAUUUACAAAUAUUCCUUUGCAAGAAACUAUAGAUAUUUGUACUGAUUCUUUAUUUUCAGAGACUGACCCAGUCAGUAAUUUUUGCAAAAGUGAUUUUCGUAAACUCCUCUCUCUGGCCACAGAAAAUUCUUAUUUCACGUUUGACGGUCAACUAUUCAAGCAAGUCGAUGGGGUAGCUAUGGGAUCACCUCUUGGCCCCAGCCUUGCUAAUGCUUUUCUUUCGCACCACGAAAAGACUUGGUUGGAUAAUUGUCCAUCAUCCUUUAAGCCAGUGUAUUAUAGAAGAUAUGUUGAUGAUGUUUUUGUGUUGUUCUCAUCUCCUAGCCAUUUGCCUCUAUUUAAGGACUACCUUAAUAGGCAACACAUCAACAUAUCUUUCACGUCUGAGUGCGAGGCCGAUAAAACUCUUCCGUUUCUUGACGUAUCUGUUUCUCGCAAUGAAUCGAAGUUUGUUACAUCUAUCUAUAGGAAGCCUACAUUUAGUGGUGUUUACACGAAUUACAACAGCUUUUUGCCGGAAGAAUAUAAAACGGGUUUGAUAAUGACAUUGAUUUUUCGGAUAUUUAAGAUUGUUUCUGAUUUUUCUAGGUUUCACUUAGAAAUGCAAGAUCUUAGAAACAUUCUGUUAAGAAAUGGCUACCCGUCAAGUUUGAUUGAUCAAUGCAUUAAGUCUUUUCUCGACAGAAUGUUUCAAGAUAAGAAAGUUUUCAGUACCGUGCCUAAGUUAGAAGUUCUUAUUAUUUUGCCAUAUUUGGGUAAUAUAUCGUUGAAACUGCGAACUCACUUAGUUAAAACAUUUGAUAAGCAUCUUCCGUGCUGUAAGCUUAGGGUUAUUUUCAAAUCGGGUUGUAGAAUUGGCAAUUUUUUCCGGUUUAAGGACCGUGUUUCAAAGGCUCUGCGUUCAAAAGUCGUAUAUAAAUAUCAGUGUGAUGGCUGCAAUGCCAUCUAUUAUGGGAAAACUAUGCGACAUUUGAAAGUUAGAGCCUGCGAACAUAUGGCCGUUUCUGCCUUGACUGGAAAAUCCGUCAAAUCUAUUAACCCUAGUGCGGUUUUGGAGCAUGUUGUUUUCUGUAAAAAUAGACCAUCUUUAGAUAAUUUUUCUAUUAUCUCCUCCGCAUCUAAUAAUUUUGAUUUGGAAUUGAAGGAAAGCUUGUUAAUCCGUAGGGAUAAGCCAAUUCUUAAUAGAAAUAUUGCAUCAAUGCCAUUAUUUCUAUUUUCAGAUAAUUGA